UCGUAGCGUGUGGUGGUCGGUACGGGAAUUUGAAUUGACUUGAAUUACUUGGCUACAUUUUGGCGGCGUGCGUGUUUUUUGAAACCAACGGAAAGAAAUAUUCGAAAAAAAUGUCUCAAACAUUUACCAUGAAACAUGUGAAAUUUCAAAAACAUUGAAAACACUUGCAAACACUUCUACUAAAAGUGAGAGUGAGAGGAGAAAUACAUAGAGUAGGGGCUAGAGGGAAAAAAUCGAAUACGCGAAAAGUUUAGAAAUUAAAGGUAUUAUGCCCGGAACGGUCAAAUCGGCGGCCAUUGACUAUGAUUCGCAAGAUGAGGCCAGCACGGAGCUGCUGGAGAAGCUCAAGCAUUUGGAUCGACGUGUCGAGGUGGUGGAGAAUGCCAAUGGCAUCUGUGGACGCAGCUCGGCCUGUUGGCAAUCCCUUAAAUGGAAAUCGGCCCUAAAUCAUAUUGGAUUGCUUGUAUCAUUGUCCAUCUAUUGCGGCGUGGGAGGAUUGAUUUUUCGUCACUUGGAACGUCCGGCAGAGGUUGAGCGUCUUAGCCAUUUAAAGGAUGUGGUCAAGACGCAUAGGGAACGUUUCAUGAGCAUCAUUUUGAAUAAUACCGAAGUGAAUAAUCUCAACGAACUGUUGUCCUUUGAGCUGGCCAAAUAUGAAGCGGCUGUUCAACAGGCGGCGGAGGGUGGCCUCCUUAUAGUGGCCGAUAAAGACUUUCCAGAGCCCUAUGAGCGCUGGAGCAUCCUGCAAGCUGUGUUCUUCUCAUCAACUGUGUUAACCACCAUAGGCUAUGGCAAUAUUGUUCCUGUCACAAUCGGUGGUCGAGUAUUUUGCAUUUGCUUUGCCCUCGUUGGCAUACCCUUCACAUUGACGGUUAUAGCCGAUUGGGGUCGUCUCUUUGCCACCGCUGUGUCUGUAUUUGGUAGGCAUAUGCCUACCAAACCCAAGUUUACAAAUUUCAUGGGUAAAACCUGGUUCUAUGCCAUUUUGGCUGUUGGCUUUCUUGGCGUCUAUUUGGCAGCUGGAGCUGGUUUACUUUUGCUAUGGGAAGAUGAUUGGACAUUCUUUGAUGGUUUCUAUUUUUGUUUCAUAACAAUGACAACCAUUGGCUUUGGUGAUCUAGUGCCAAAGAAACCAAAUUAUAUGCUGCUAUGUACCUUAUACAUUUUGAUUGGUCUGGCCCUGACAUCGACCAUUAUAGAAUUGGUGCGUCGCCAAUAUGCCACAAGUUGGGCAAAAUUGCAGGAACUAUCCGGCCCCAUGGCAGAGACCUUGCGACGCCUGGGCGAAACAGCUGGCACCGGCUUGGACUAUACAGCACUUCAGAAAGUCUUGACAGUAUCAAUGCCCAAAUGGAAUAGCAAUAAAAAGAGUGAUCAUAGUCCAGAUAUUGCGGCCUUGGAGGCCAUCACCAAUGCCAUUCUCAAGGAGGUGAAGGAGGCACAAAAUAAUAAACCAAAAGUUCUUCAAAUUGUCAUCUAUGAGUCAUCGGUUUAAAGUAUAUAUACAUACAUAUAUCGAAAUAAUAUCACUCACUUAGGCUUCCAUAAUUGUUCUUCUUCAUUUGCUGACUUCCAUAAUGUUUAAUAUAUGUACUUAAAUCUAAGAAUCUACCAUAUAUACACAUAGAGAUAUAUGUAUAUGUAUAUAUAAAUAGUCAAAUGUCUAGGCAAUAGCAUAUUGCUCAUACGUACUGAGGUCAUUAUAAUAUCGAGAAAGGUGAUUUUUUUGUUUAAGUAAGUAAUUAUAUUAACCAAAAAUAUAAUCUAAGUUUCACUCAACUUUUGUCCAUACCAAGCAUAAAAAUAUCA
Molecule: messenger RNA, 1809 nt
Organism: Drosophila willistoni
Lineage: Eukaryota; Metazoa; Arthropoda; Insecta; Diptera; Drosophilidae
Product: TWiK family of potassium channels protein 7
Exons: 8
Coding region: 269-1495 (408 amino acids)
Biological process (GO): stabilization of membrane potential; potassium ion transmembrane transport
Cellular component (GO): membrane
Molecular function (GO): potassium ion leak channel activity
Source: RefSeq, a predicted model, not a curated record